AUGACCAAUACCAGCAAUCGCUCUACUCACCCACUACACGACCUCUCGCAGACCAUACACGCUACUCUCCUCUCACCUCCCGCUCAAUUCCUCUUGGUCUCAUCAGUUAACAACGAUCAAUGGUGUAUCUGUUUGUUUAAUACUACAAAGAGUGUCAGUAAGGUAUGGUCUAUCGAAAGACCUCUUAAGCAGAUAGCAGAUCAUGGGGAAAAGGAAAAUAUAGAAGAAGCGAUCCGACAAGGUCUACUCCACGUGGAUUGUGGAACGAAGAGACAGGUUGAUCUCACCACUCUGAAUACAAUAGACUUACAUAUUCUCAUUCAGCCUAAUCCGUUGAUUCUGAACCUGAAAGAAGGAGAUAUCGAUGAUCACAUUUCGAAAUUGAUGAAUGCUACUUAUAAGCUGUUAUCUCGUCCUGAAGGUAAAUCCAAGCAAAAUGGAAACACUGCAGACUCGGAUGUAGAAGUUAGAGAGUUGAAAUUACAACUGUCUCAGAGAGAUGCCGAGAUAGCGAACCUUAACUCUAGAUUAUCAAGUCUCAAAGCUACUAUAGUACGAGCUACAGCUUCCGAUGUGAAUAAGAAGAAAGUUCAACAAUCACCACAGAAACAGAAACCUUUACCUGGUGCUAGUCAAUUACAACCUAAUCAGAAAAGGAGAAAGGUCGUCGAAGAUGAAUUUGCGGGAAGUAGUAGUGAUGAGGACGAUUGA
This is a messenger RNA of Kwoniella botswanensis, 711 nucleotides long. RefSeq lists its product as uncharacterized. The record is from RefSeq and is a predicted model, not a curated record. The transcript is spliced from 7 exons. Lineage: Eukaryota; Fungi; Basidiomycota; Tremellomycetes; Tremellales; Cryptococcaceae. The coding region runs from base 1 to 711 and encodes 236 amino acids.